GCACUCAGCAGUGCUUUUGCGCGCGCCGCGACGCAGCCAAACGGCUUGGGGCUGCCAGCACGCAACUUCACGCCAGUCAAUUUCAUGGGGGAUGACGGCUGCGCCGCGGGCCGGGGCGCGACGCCGUCGGAGAUCGUGUGGGUGCUCGCCCCGGUCAUAGCAAUCGUCUGCGCCAUGGCCUUCUUCGGCGCGCGGCGCUUCGGGCUGAUCGGCGGGCGCCCGGCGGCGGCGGACCGGCGCCCCGAGGCGUUCGCCGCCGACCUGGUCGUCUCGCACCCCCUGAAGGUCAUCGCCCUCAACGUGUGGCUGAUCACUGCGCUGUCGGUCCUGUGUGGAAAUCGAUUGGAUCGUGGGAGGUGAUUUCCACACAGGUCAGUCUCGGCCUUCGUCGACGUCGGCUGCGGCGAGCUGCGCGAGUCCAUCGACGUGCUGCUGGACGUGGACGCCUACACGAAGGCGGACAAUCGCGCGUCGGAGUGGUACUCCGCGUUCGAGGCCGCGAAGGCCGACACGCGGUACUGUACCGGGAGGUUGACGCGGCGGCGCCUCGGGGAGUCGUCCGGCGCCCGCAUCGACACGCUCACGCUGGUGUACCUGCGGAAACCGCUGCACCAGGACGCUAUUCGGUCGCCCGCGCUCCACGACGCGCAGCGGGUCGAGAAGGAUUUGAUCCUCACCGUCUUUGGGGGCCAGGGCUGGCGCGACCACUGCCUCCCCUUGCACUGGAACGACACAGCUUCUUCACGAGUCUGCGCGCCCUGGGCGCGCGACUCGAGCGUUCCCUACUACUGGACGGGCUCGGGACUCACGACGGACUCGAAAUUGCGAGACGUGGAACAGGUCACGACCUGGAUGGCCCAGACGGGCGUCGGCAACGCGUUCUUCUCGGCGAAUUUUGGGACCGUCCGCCCGGGGUCGGAGAUUGUGCGCUCCACGUUCACGUUCUUGGCCACGGACGAGGUCGAGUUCAAGACGUGGCUCGUCGACCACGUCUGGCCGAAAAUACUCCAGGAAUGGGAGACGUCGUCGUCGUCGAUGCGGCUGCUGUGGCUGCAGGGCGACAUCAACGACGCGGAGGUGGCGUCCGCGCUGGGGCUCGACAUGGUGCUUUGCGGCAUCGCGCUGGUGCUUGUGUUCGCGGCGCUCAUCGCGCACAUGCGCUCGCCGGUGCUGGCGAUCGUCGCGAUGGGCCAGGUCCUGGUGUCGAUCCCCGUCGCGCAGUACUUCUACCUGCGCGUCUUCGACGUCUACAUCAUCUACCUGCUGAACUUUCUCAGCGUGUUCAUCGUGGCGGGCAUCGGCGCCGACGACGCGUUCCUGUUUUUCGACACGCUCGCGCAGACCAUGGUCGAGCGGCAGCACAAGCGGGACGGGCUCCGGCGCGUGACGGCGCUCCAAGACUACAAGGGCGACCGCAAGGACGAGCUGAGCUUCAAGACGGGCGACGUAUUGAUCGUCGAAGACGAGGCCGGCGACGGCUGGUGGCGCGGCCGCCUGGCCGUCGGCGUCGGCAAGUUCCCCGCAAGGUACGUCGCGCCCUGCGAGGGGCCGCGGCGUGUCACUGCGAUCGUCGACCGUAGUCCCCGAUGUCGUACGGAAGAGGGCGAGCUCUUCUUCCAGACGGGCGCCAAUAUCCUGGUGGAGGACGACUCGGACGCGACGACGUGGCGCGGGUCCCUCGAGACCGGGGGCGCCUCCGGCCGGUUCCCGGCCGCGAACGUCGUCGGCGGGAAGCGCUACAAGGCCAGGUUCGACUGCGACGCCGACGCGCCCGACGAGCUCGGCUUCUACGAAGGCGACGUCAUCGAGGUCUCCGAUCAAUCGGACCCGGACUGGUGGGUCGGGUCCCUAGUGCACGCCAAGGGCGUCUUCCCGGCGACGCACGUGGCCGCCGACGACGAGACGGAGGCGUUCGACGCCGUCGGGCGCCACGCGCUCGCGGAGGCGUACCGGCGCGCCGGCGCGUCGAUGGCGACGACGUCGGUCACGUCGGCGGCCGCCUUCUAUGCGCUCGCCGUGUCGGAGCUGCCAGCGAUCCAGGCGUUCGGCAUCUUCACGGGCACGCUCAUCAUGGUCAACUUCGUCCUCGUCGUCUCGGUCUUUCCCGCCGUACUGGUCCUCUUCCCGCGCUCGCUGCGCGCGGGCCGCCCGAAGCCGGCGGAGCUUCCCAUCGUGGACGCGGAGAACGCGACGCCGGCGCCCGACCGGCCCCAGAAAGACGUGCUCAACCCCCUGGUCCGGGGCCUCGGCCAGAACGUGCGGAAGUUCCUCGACCGGCCAGCCGUCAAGUACGUGACGAGCUCGCUGCACGCCGCGCAGGAAAAAGUUGGAAGGGGUCUGGACCGCGUGUCCGAGGCGAUCGCGCCCAGCUCGAAACGCGGAAGGUUCCUCGACCGCGACCGCGCGGGAGGCUCGCGGUGGCGCCAGACGCUCCAGGCAGAGGUUGACGCCGGCAAGAUGGGCUGCCUCGACCGCUUCUUUGGCGUGAGCCUACCCGGCAUUCUCGUAAAGCGCGCGGGGCUGAUCGCGGUGCUCACGGUCGCGAUGUUGGUCGCCGCCGCGCUGAGCGUAGGGCUCGUCGCGUCCGUCGACUACGCGCCGCCGCGCUUCUUUCGGCGCGACCACAACCUGGGCCUCGUCUAUCAAAUCCGGGACAAGUACUUCCCGGCGGACGGCGGCGUCGCGACGCUGCUCGGGGAGGCCGCCGGCGACGAAAACUACGAGUACGGUUCAGCGACCCAGCGCGGGACGGGUGGCUACGACGAGACGCAGUGGAGCCCGCAGUGCUCCGACAAGGUCGGCACGAACGGCGAAAUAUGCUCCGGGCACGGCACCUGCGCCCACACGACCGGGUUUUGUCAGUGUUACGACGGCUACAUGGGCUUGAUGUGUGAUUCUCUUGACGAGGAGUACACGGAAUCGCCAGUGUCAUCGCCGCCGACGGUAACGCCCCGCCCGACGCCGACGCCGGUGCCAACGGUCAAAUUCGGCGCACCGACGCCAAGCCCGAACGCGGCGGUCGCGGGCCCGUCGACGACGCCUGCGCCGGCGGCGGGCGCCGCGCCCGCGCCCGCGCCCUCGCCCGCGUCGCCCUCGCCCGCGUCGCCCUCGCCCGGCUCGCCCUCGCCCGGCCCUCCCUCGGGGGAUUCGGGAGGCGGUGCCGCUUCGGUGUGCAGCGAGAACGCGUGCGGCCGCUGCUCGUGCAACUCGAAUGGCUGUCAGACGGCAGAUGGCGCGUGCGAUUGCUUCCCGGACUACCGUGGCGAUAAAUGCGAGUUCUAUUACCCCUUCGACCUCCAGCACACGAUCACGCUAGACGUCGUGCAGGGCGUGCGGUCGCGGCCCGGCCGCCAGUCGGACGCGCAUCCGCACGGCCGACCGCGGUACUGGCGGUCGUACGACUGGUCCAACCCGAACGUGCAGAUCUUCGCGCGCGACGCGUGCGCCGACCACGCCAAACACUCGCAUCUCAAAAUGCGCCGCGAGGACUCGGCCUGUAUUGUUGAAAUAUUCGAAGCCUCCUGGCUCGUCCCGAAGCAAAAGGCGUUGCCGCUCUCGCCGUUUGAGUUCGAGACGGAGUUCCUGGCCUACGUCGACAGCAACCCCACGGUAGGCCUUGGCGGUGACUCGAUCCUCGACUACGUCGGCGUCGACUGCGACGCCGGAGGCGCGCGGACGGUCCGCUGGAUGCGGGACCGAAUCCUCUUGGACGUGCGGCCGGACGCAGCGCUUUCGACGCGCGCCGAGAUCUACCGGAACUGGGUGCGGUACCUGCGCCGCCGCGACCACGGAAAGCCGCACGGCGCCACGCGCUCGGUGCUCUCGUCCAAUAACUAUGUGCUCACGGCGCUGGUCGGCGGCGUCAUCCGCGACACAUUGAUCGGCGCCGCCGUUGCGCUCGCGUGCGCGUACCUCUGCGUCCUCGUCGCGUCGGGCUCGCUCGGCCACACGACGCUCGUCUUCUCGCUGGUCGUCGCCGAGUGCCUCGUGCUCACGUUCACGGUCACGUGCCUGCUGGGCUACGAGAUCGGCAUCAUCGAGGCGGUCUCGAUGCCCAUCUUCCUGGGUCUGUCCAUCGACUACUCGUUCCACGUCGACCACGCCUACCGCGUCGCGGCGCACGACAACCCCAACGCCGAGCCGGCGAGGCUCGUGCGGCGCGCGCUGGAGACCGUCGGCGCUCCAGUCUUCGCGGCGGCGUUGACGACGUUCUCGUCGACGUUCGUCCUCAUCUUCGCGCGGCUCCUGCCGUUCUCGAGGCUUGGCGUCAUCGCGUCGAUCAACACGACCUACGCGGCCCUGACGGCCCUCGUCGUCCUCCCGUGCUUCCUGCACCUGAUGCCGUGCCUCCGGCGAGAGCAGGGCUGUUGGCAACGACCGCGGCCAAAACUACAGAAGCUCGCGCGGCGCUCGCGUAGCCUUCUGCGCAGCCUCAGCCCGGCGCCCCGCCCCCGGACGCGGCCGGCGGAUCUCGAGAUGAAGCUCGUCAAAAUCACGCCCGGCGUAUGAGAUUAAGUGCACCGCGGUCAGAAUAGAACAUACACCUGGGAACACAUAGUUCCAUACGACGGAGGCCCCAUCCAGCCCCCGGCGGCUUGCGGAGGGUACUAGGGUGCCAGCCCGAGG
Molecule: messenger RNA, 4626 nt
Organism: Pelagomonas calceolata
Lineage: Eukaryota; Pelagophyceae; Pelagomonadales; Pelagomonadaceae
Source: the annotation of a GenBank genome assembly